GUCUCCAAAGCUCUAAAAACUUUCAAGCUUUCUGUUUGUGGAGCAAAAGGAGGUGUGUGUUUCAACUAGAUUGCCAGCAGGUGGACUCUGAAAGAUCUUAAGAGCUUUGCACUUCCUGUGGAGGCAGUGAGAAGAACAAAGCUGGUGAAGGUGGCUUUUUCUUGUCCUUGUCCCGCUAUCUGCCAAAUUGUAGCCUCCAGCUUCUGCCCUGCCCUGCCCUGCCCUGCCACCCUGGGUGGGGGGAGUAAGAUGAAGUGCAAAGGAAUACUUCUCAUUGCUGUCCUGCAGGCAUGGUCCCCAAUUUCAGGUGCUGAUGUGCCAGGACUGACAGAUCCAAGACUGUGCUAUGUUCUAGAUGGGAUCCUCUUAAUUUAUGCUAUAAUUAUCACAGCCUGUUUUGUAAAAGCAAAGUUAAGCAAAGGCUCUCCUGAACCACAAACCUCUCAGAAUUCAGAUGACCUAUAUCAUAAAUUGUCUCAUGGACACAGAGAUGCAUAUGAAUCGCUGGGAGUUAGAAAGACAGAAAAUGACAUUGAAACAGGAGGGCAAACCCAGCACAGAAAAAAGAAACCUCAGGACAGAGUGUACAGUUCUUUACAGAGGGAUAAGAUGGGUGAAGCAUACAGCGAAAUUGGAAAGAAAGGAGAGAGGCGCCGUGGCAAAGGCAAUGAAACAGUUUAUCAGGGACUCAGCAAAGUAACCAAGGAUACAUAUGACGUCCUUCAAAUGCAGCCAAUGCAACCUCCUUACUAGCUACAGUUGCAUCUAACAGGACAGAGGAGAACUAUUUCCGUGAUGAACUAGAAUCUUGAUCACCGCUCAAGAUGAUCGAGUCGGAAAGCUCUUGCCUUCUACAACAGAUGCCACUUACCUGAGCAUAAAAACCCAAGCUUCUUUUCUAGCCAACUUCAAAUUAUAGCUUUCAGAGUGUACAUAGCUGCAGAGUCUGGGCAACAUAGUUGCUCAGUUAAAGUUUAAGAGCAACUGUUGUGAUUUCUGUUUCAUGGUGAUUGCUUCCCCGGGAAAAGAUAUUUGAAGCUAAAUAUGCAUAAAAAUGUUCCCUCAUGCAGAAGGUUUUUAGUUCCAAAAUAUCAGGUAUGUAGAGCACCAACAGGUUAACUUGCAAAGCCCUCUCUUGCUAUAGGUUUGGCCUUUUAUUUAUAUAGAAAGCAAUUAAUUCUUGUUUUUUGGGGGGGAGUUACAUGCAAUAUUGAUUAUAGCAAUGUAUCAUUAGUGCCGUUCAUAAAGUUUCCACAGAUUAGUAUAAUUUUCAGUGUAUAGAAUCAUAAUACAGAAGGAAGUUUAGGAUUUAACUGAAGGUGGGUGAUUAUCCCCACUCCACCCCAGGCAGCACUACCCCCAGUCAAGACAACUUGUCCAUGUAGUGCUUGGGACACACUAUAACAGUAAGAUGUGGGAAAGAAUUGGGAAGGUAUGAAAAUCUGAAGUUGCAAAAAUGCAUACAAAUUCCAGUGGAUGAACUGAGGCAGCUGAAAUACAAGUUAACAGAGAAAUGAAAGCAGAUGUCCUUUAAAGCUGUGGAUUAAUUUCCUACCCCAAAUGCUUGUAUUAUAAAGCAAACUGCCUUUUACCAUGAAGGAUUUGAGGGAAUGACCUUUUAAAAAAAAGUUUCUGCCAAUGCAAAAGAAAAUGCACACAUUUAGAAUAAAGAAACUAAAACUGACCUUGGACUGAGUGAAGUGGAACUUUCUUUUGAGUAAACAUGCUCAGGCUUGUACUAUGCACUAUUAAAGUGUUUUAACAUGAACAUGGGUUUGUGCUAUAUGAGAAAUAUGGGUGAGUGCAGACAGUAUGUUCCCAUAGAUAAGAGAAUGGAAGUGGGUCAUGUGCUCACAUACCACCUCCCUCCCACAGUUCUGUUUCCAUAGUACUUGCAUAGCUCCUGGUUGGUUUGACUGGUUAAGCAUUCCAUUACCACCCCAUAUUGAAUGUGAUUGUUUUAUAUUCCUGGCAAGGCAGAAGCCUGAUUAGUACUGAUCAGACUUAAUUGUCAGUGUUGAUGUAAUGAUGAACUGUGCUUAGUAUCAGUGGAACAAGGACAGGAGCAAUUAGCAUAAGGGUGGGAAACACAGUGCACAAUCCUGUGCAUGUUUACUCAGAAGGAAUGGCCAAUAGACUUACUCCACAGGAAGUGUGUUUAGAGUUGCAGCUUAGAGAUUGGGAUAGUCACACCUAUAACUAUCAAGCAUACCACCUGUUAUGCUUUUCUUCCAGCCAAAUUCUUACUGAGAGAAUUAUGUACUUUUAAUGUUUCCCUUACCUUUAAAUACUGUAGUUACACAGAUCAUGGAGGAUCUUUAUUUCUUCUGCCCAUGCUAUCAGACUGAUUCAAAAAGGGGUUGCACACAAGAUGCAAUUUCUUGCCACUGCCAAGAACUAUUAUCAUAAAAAACCGACACUGACUCUAGACCUAGUUCCCUUAAUACACUUCUGGAUCCUUAAAAUUUUAGUAACUUCAGUUAAAAUGUUUUUUUUGUUCUUUCUAUCUGAACUGAAAUAACAAGUUCUGUGUAUGUUUAAAUAAAAGCUUCUUUAAGUAUA
This is a messenger RNA of Rhineura floridana, 2562 nucleotides long. It is a transcript of the gene CD247, whose product is annotated as CD247 molecule. Lineage: Eukaryota; Metazoa; Chordata; Lepidosauria; Squamata; Rhineuridae. The record is from RefSeq and is a predicted model, not a curated record. Gene Ontology annotation, biological process: cell surface receptor signaling pathway. Gene Ontology annotation, molecular function: transmembrane signaling receptor activity. The coding region runs from base 250 to 753 and encodes 167 amino acids. The transcript has 8 exons. Gene Ontology annotation, cellular component: membrane.